AUGGGAAGACGAAAGCUGCCUUCGAUACCAACACAGCGUGCAGAGAAGGUCAGCGAAACGCCUCCCGCUCCAGUCUACCUCACGUCAAGCGCCCCAACUGUAUCUCCAUCUCCCGACCGACAAUAUCAUGCUCAGGAUUCUCGUGCCUACUCACAACCCACUCCUCGUACUGCCUCUCUAAGCAACCUGUCAUUGCCAUCCUCUUCAUCAACCGCCUACUGUCGCACGGUAGAUCCUGCCAUUCUUCCCGGAGCAACAAUCGUUCAUGCAAAACCCAAAUUACUCCUUCGACAGACCACUUCUGCUGCAUUGGGUGAUCGCUCGACUGUACUGGGACAAGCGUCCGGUACCAAAAUGCCCAGUCCACUUGCUAGAGUAUUACUGAAGAAGGAACUGAAGGAGGUCUUGGAAAGAAGACGAGAAUCCUUGGAAGCCUGUGAAAUAGAGGCUAAUCAAAGGCAGUACAUUGUACAUCGAAUGCUUAUUACUGGUCUUCUGCCUGAAUAUCGCUCUGUUGACAUUGAUAAUAUCCCUAAUGUGAUACCUUGCCUAUUGCCUGUUGAACUUAUAAGUGGUGCUCGUGUGGUGCCAAGUGAAGUACCAAGUGCGACAACCUCAGUGACGACCACUCCCGUUCCUGAACGUUCUUUUGUUCCACCCUCUUCAUCCUCAGUCCAAAGUGGUACCCAGGAAGUGGGUAUCUGCACCGACGAUUUUGGUUUAGAACCGAAAUUGAAGUCAGUUGGAGUUCAGUCGGAAAAUUCUUUUGCGACUACAACUGCUUACUCUACCAUAUCUAGCUCAGUUUGUCACGCUGCUACCAGUUCACUCAGAAGACAAAUGAAACAUGAUCGACUCGAUGCAUUCACUACCAAUACCGAUGCAAUAACGGUGCUUCAACCGCGAUUCCGGUCCACAGAAACGCAAACAAAUGGCACUACGACCUAUGAAAUUCAUAGUAACCGGUCAUCUAGUCGCCGUCACCGUAAUUCAGCUAAUAACUUGUUUUCUGCUUCGGAACCAAAUUUGUUGGAAUCUACGGCGAAGUAUUUCGCAGAAUAUGAUAGGCAACUUCGGGAACAUGGACGACGGUUGAAAAAUCGAUUUGCUUUCAGUGAUGAUGAUCCAAUAAACAGAGAAACCAGAAAGCAGAGAGUUAUGGAUGAACUUGCGCAAAGAAAAGAAAAGAUUUCAUCUAUGAUUGACUUAUAUUCACCAUCUAGUUUUCCAGUUAUUCAUCUCACUUCUGACUAUUCAUCCACUGUUCCGCAUUAUGGAUCUUUACCAAGGAUUGAUUUCCCUACAACACGUUCUCCUCGAUCAAAUCGACACGACUAUAUAAAUCGAAAUCGUAAUCGGCCUUCAUUUGGAUAUGGAUCACUUCCACGGAAUUAUGAGCGCUAUACUGACAAAAGUUAUGCUGAUGCUCAGAGUGAUUAUUUCCAAUCACUUCCAAUCCCAACAGGGCGUUAUAAUGCUCUUUCAAGGUCCUGGCAUAAUGUCAAUCCCAUUAGUGUGGAUGAUCCCAUUCUGGAUUCAAGAACGAAGCUUUAUGCCACUCGGUCUACGAAUUUAGAUCCAUGGUUACCAUAUCAACAACGUCUUACAGAAUCAAAUGUAACUUUUGGACGUCCACUGAUGAAAGCUGCAUAUGAUGAUUUGUAUAGACCGCAGUAUGUACCUGGUGCACGAGCACAAGAUUUUGACGGUUCUCAAAGUCUGCCUAAUACUGAUAUUAUCUCGCAGUACGCAAAUUAUCUGAGUAAUCAAUUUAUCACUGACCAAGAGAAGCUCAUGAGUGGUUAUCCGGCGGAAGAGCGAAUGUAUCUCAGUCAAACCAAAAAACGUCCUUACUAUGCUCCCAGAUAUAAUUCUCCUACUACCAGUGGUCAGGCACUACCCACGGUAAACUAUGAGGACUCGUUAGCUGCCAUGAAUUUUGAUUCAGCACGCUCAUAUCCAAAUCAACCAAUUCAACGCCCUAUUAUUCCUGAUCCUCACAUAAAUUUUCCUUCUUAUAUGCAAACUGAUCAUUACGAAACCUGGCCAUGGUGCCAACAACUCUCUAGCGUGAAUAAUAGCACACUUGACAAUAAUGCAAUAUCACCUUAUCAUUAUUCGAACUAUUUUUCUCCGACACCGAAUGUCCUCCUUGAAGCUUCACCUCUUCCUGGUCAGGUAUAUAGUAGAAACGACGCAAAUUAUGGCUCGAGACCGUCGCAUUAUGCCACUGAAUACGGCAAUUAUUAUCGGGACAGGGCAGCUCAUCAGGUACGAGACUCUUCAAACAAGAAUUAUGCUGUAAGAAGUCACUAUCCUUAUACUUAUUCUACCCAAUACCACGGAGCCGACCGUUAUCGUGGUAUUAGUGAGCAACCUUAUUUACCAAAUCAACAAUCCUUAUUUCUGGAUAGCUAUCCACCGACCUCCCAACAUCCUAUUCAUGCUAUCAGAGCUUGGUCCAAUGGAAAUAUUCCAAUGAACUGUUACGAUGCCAUUUAUCCAAAAGAAGAUGUUCUGAACCGCAUGUAUUCAACGCUGAACAAUCAACGUUCUAUACGUCCACAACAUUACGGUAAUGGUGCCACCUCAUUUAUGUAUUCAUAG
Brugia pahangi is the source of this 2607-nucleotide messenger RNA. Lineage: Eukaryota; Metazoa; Nematoda; Chromadorea; Rhabditida; Onchocercidae. The record is from the annotation of a GenBank genome assembly.